CUAUGAUUUGGUGGGUUGUAGUUACCUUUUACAAAUUGCUGAGCCAAAGUUUUCCAGCUGCGCAGCCUAUCCCAAAGUUUGUAUUUUAUGUAAUUUCCCCCCCCAAUAUUGCUAGUACCAAGGGAUUUCUUUUAAAUCAUGUUAAGAUGUAUUCAUUUCAGCAUUUGUUUCCCUGUAUUGUUUGAAAUGUCACCUGUGAUUGUCCUUGGUUUUCUCAGAGGGGAAUUCUUGGGACGGCCAUUGUUUUGCAAUUUCCGAAGGAGAUUUGGGCACCCUUGGGAGCAAUGGAAGGCCACAAGGCAGAAGAGGAGGUGUUAGAUAUUCUACGACUGAAUGUGGGGGGCUGCAUUUACACAGCCCGCCGGGAGUCCUUGUGCCGCUUUAAGGACUCAAUGCUGGCUUCCAUGUUCAGUGGUCGUUUCCCUUUAAAGACGGAUGAAUUGGGGGCAUGUGUUAUUGACCGUGACGGGCAUCUAUUUAAAUACCUUUUGGAUUACCUUCAUGGAGAAGUUCAGAUUCCCACUGACGAGCAAACCCGAGUUGCCCUGCAGGAAGAAGCUGAUUACUUUGGCAUCCCGUUUCCAUACAGCCUGUCCGACCACUUGGCCAAUGAAAUGGAGACAUAUUCUUUAAGGUCAAAUAUAGAACUUAAAAAGGCUUUAACAGACUUCUGUGAUUCGUACGGCCUAGUUUGCAAUAAGCCGACAGUUUGGGUUCUACACUAUCUUAACACAUCUCUGGCAAGCUGUGAGAGUAGAAUUAUUGGUGUGUACGCCACGAAAACUGAUGGAACGGAUGCUAUUGAUAAACAGCUGGGAGGAAGAAUUCAUAGUAAAAGCAUUUUUAAAAGAGAGGCUGGGAAUAAUGUUCAGUACAUCUGGAGCUAUUAUUCCGUGACAGAACUGAAGAAAAUGAUGGAUGCCUUUGAUACCUGGGAAGGAAAAGGUGUGAGCUACUGGCUGGUGCCUCAUGAGCUGAUAGAAUGUUGGACGCUGGAAGAGCAGCCUUUACAUGGAAGUCUGCCACACAUGGCCCCAGUUCGGAAAAGGCGACUGGUAGCUUUCAACGAAGAGGAAGAAAGUGUGAGCUCUAAGGCCGGUCCUAAGCCAGUGAGGUAUUUGGGCCCUUCCACAAGCACCCAGAUCAAGGUCAAGAACUCGGCUUCAGUUAGGGUGUCUCCAGCCAAGGCUCCCCGGACCUUGAUGCGAGUGACUGCAAACCAGCACUGUGCCCCUUCGAAAGCUGCGUCCAACUUGGGCACAAGUGCAUGUCCAGUGCCCCAGACUUCCUGGGGAACCAGGAGUAGUGAAAACGGGGCCACACAUCCCACUGCAGCACCGGCUGGACUCUCUGACAAGAAGUCUACGCCCAACCGAGUGAUCAAACUCAAGCGGACCCCACUGUGUGUUACAGGGCCUCCUCAGCCCACCUCUUCAGCUGUGGACCCAACCCACUCCAAGCAGCCUGCGCCCCCUGAGGCCUCCAACACUGAGGGGGUGUGGAUGGAAAAUGGGAAGGAGGAAAGUAAUUGAUAGCCGGAGCUCCCAGAGCUUUUAACAUGAGUUUACUACAAAGAUGUGACUCUGUAUCUUGAUGCAGCCAAGGGGCACAUUGGGUUUAUACUUGGGAGAAUGGGGUGGGAGUGGGGUGGGGUUGGUGGAGAAAAUGAUGUGUGGGCUGUAGGAGUGGAGGAAGGAAGAGUGCACGUAGCUGGGACUGCAUUUACGAACCAUCCCCCCAAAGUUUAAAUUAUUAUUUGUUAAGGGAGAGUUGAAAUUUUACGGUCCUAAGGAAUGUUUUUCGUUUCAAUGGUUAAAUGUAAGGUACCCUAUAGUGCAGUUAAACUGAGCACUAGAGAAGCAGUCCACGUGCCUGCUGUAAUAACAAGAGGCCCUGGACACUUUGAUAGGUCAUUGCUGUAUCCCAGGAAGGGGAGAAGGCCAGGCUUCGCUUUUCCUCUCUUGUGGGACUGUGAGUGCUCCCCUGUAUCUCUCACAGCUGCCGGAAGGGCCCAGAGGUCUAUGGGGAGCAAGGUGCACAGGUGAGCUCAGUCUCCAGAGACAGGGUGAAAAAGAAUGAUGAGGAAGGAGAAAAUGACAGUAAAUUGAGAUCACUCUUGCACUCACUAUUGGACGACUUUUCUAGAUUUGCUGGGUUUUUUUAAAUACUAUUUACUGCUAGUUGGUUUAUUUAUAUGUUACAAGAAAAUUUCUUUAGUAUGAAUUGUUAAAAACAUUUUCUUUUUUUUUUUGUUAAAAACAUUUUCAUGUAGGUCAUCAAAGCAUUUUGAAAAAGAAGUUAAAAGUUUAACUUUUUAAAACCAAGUUAAUAUUCAUUUUUCAGAAAUGACCAGGGGAUGAUCACUCUUAUUCUACAAAUGGUUUUGUACUUAUACAGUUUCCACCUAACUUGAAUUUAGGGUUUUUAAGCAGGAUAUUUUGACUAAUGUGCUGUAUUUUUGUUCAUGACAGUUUCAUUGUGUUUGCUCAUAUGUUUUACAUUUAUACUUGGACUGUAUAUUUCUACCUUCUGUGACCAGUAGGCCAUCAGUGUGUUAGAAAGAAGCUCAUAGAGCAGGGUAUUUUUCACUAACGUUUAUCACUCUCCUUGCGUUACUUUGAAAGAGUAAGAUAAGGAACCUCAAAAACAUUGCUUUUUACAAAAUAAACCUCCCAUAAAAGUGGCCUUCCCUGUGCAUGUACUGACUUGGAGCCGCUCCGGGGGGUGGACGUGUUUCAGCGCCAUGCUCUUUGGCAUUGCUAGUAGCUGCUGGCGAGUCGUGGACAACAGAGGGAAGCCUGGCCCCAUCCUGCACCAUCUCCAUCACGUCUCCCGCACAUGCCCCAGCCCCUUGUGGGUGACACUCCUCACGGAGGACUUCCCUGAUUUUCUGUCACUCUCUGCUUUACCACAUGGGAUGUCCUUUUCCAGUGGCCAAUUCUUUCCUGAUGACAUGCAAGAUUAAUCUCAUCAUUCUUGCUCCUAAAGAGCAAUCUGUUUGUCAUUCAAUUGAUACAAAAUCUAUUUUCUCCUUGCAAAACUGAUUUCUUGUUUAGAUAAUAUGUAGAAUAAUUAAACUAAUUUUGAAAAA
This is a messenger RNA of Echinops telfairi (small Madagascar hedgehog), 3091 nucleotides long. It is a transcript of the gene KCTD18, whose product is annotated as potassium channel tetramerization domain containing 18. The transcript is spliced from 6 exons. Bases 285 to 1532 code for a protein of 415 amino acids. Lineage: Eukaryota; Metazoa; Chordata; Mammalia; Afrosoricida; Tenrecidae. The record is from RefSeq and is a predicted model, not a curated record. Gene Ontology annotation, biological process: protein homooligomerization.